UUGGUAGUCAAAUUCGACUUAAAAGGUGUGACUCCAAAAUCAGUCAAAACAAUUCCUUUGGAUUCUUGUUAUACUUGUUUCUUGUUCUGUAAAUUAUUUCCCAUGAACCAUUUGGUUUGAGUUUGCUAUUUUAGUGCAGACAUAAAGGUUAUAACAUUCAAAGCAAUUUAACAGAAAAUGGAAGUGGGUUUAAACAUCUCCCUUUACUAAACUUAGAGAUGUUUUUGAGUUGGCUCAAAUGGUUUCAGACUACAAUCAUCUUUAUAAUUACUGCACCAGUGCCCAAAAUGGAUGUAUGCUGAACAAAAAUAUAAACGCAACAUGCAACAAUGCCAUUGAUUUUACUGAGUUCAAGUUCGUAUAAGGAAAUCAGUCAAUUGAAAUAAAUUCAUUAGGCCCUAAUCUAUGGAUUGCAUAUGACUGGGAAUACAGAUAUGCAUCUGUUGUUGACAUAUCUUUUUAAAAAACAAAAAGGGCCUAAUAAUGGCCUCAGGAUCUCAUCAUGGUAUUUCUGUUCAUUCAAAUUGCCAUUGAUAAAAUGCAUGUGUUCGUGUUCCGGAGCUUAUGCCUGCCCAAACCAUAACCCCACCCCCACCAUGGGGCACUCUAUUCACAACGUUGACAUCACCAAACCGCUCGCCCACACGACAUCAUACACGUGGCCUGCGGUUGUGAGGCCGGUUGGACAUAUUGCCAAAUUCUCAAAAUUAUGUUGGAGGCUUAUGGUAGGGAAAAUUAACAUUCAAUUUUCUGGCAACAGUUCUGGUGAACAUUCCUGCAGUCAGCAUGCCAAUUACACACUCCCUCAACUUGAGACAUCUGUGGCAUUGUGUUGUGUGACAAAACCACACAUUUUAGUGUGGCCUUUUAUUGUCCCCCACAAGGUGCACCUGUGUAAUGAUCAUGAUGUUUAAUCAUCUUAUUUAUAUGCCACACCUGUCAGGUGGAUGGAUUAUCUUGGCAAAGGAAAAUACUAACAGGGAUGUAAACAAAUUUGAGCACAACAUUUGAGAGAAAUAAGCAUUUUGUGCAUAUGGAAAAGUAUUUUAUUUCAGCUCAUGGGAUGUUGCGUUUAUAUUUUUGUUCAGUGUAUUUUGUCAACUCUUUCAACCCUGUCAGGGGGCUGGUCAGAGGUAUUACAUUUUUAUAUUUAUCCAUUAAAAGCAAAGGGAUUGAGUCUCUGGGAAAACAAUUAUCUUUAUGACAUUUCCUCUCUGCUGUGUCCAGGCAAAUGUUAUGUGCAAUUUAUGACACCACUGAUUUCAAUAUGUACAAUUCACUUGUCUCGAUCAUUGGCACCAUUACUGCUGAAUAAUUACAGUCAAAUCUCUGUACACUGACUGGCCUCACACCGUUCUCUUUUUUGACGCUUGUGGCCUCUUGCUGAUGACGUUUUAUUUAGGGGACGACAGUUAGCUAGAUCGAUAGCUAGCUACAACGCUUCAAACUGUAUAUAUUAAUGUUUUACGCAUUGUAGCUUUGGUUUAAAGUCCCAAUCCCGCGUAGACUUCAAGUAUUCUUUCGAUCAUUUGCAAUGAAAUGUUGGUGACGUUAACUAACUGAAUUAAUCUAAUCAUUUACAGAGAUAGCUUGUAGGAAAUGAUUAGCUAGCGAGCUUGUUUUGUUGCUAGCAAGAGUAAUGGGAACAACAAUGGGAACAGGGGAUACCUAGCCAGUUGCACAACAAUGCAUUCAACCGAAAUGUGUCUUCCGCAUAAUAUGGUAGUAAUGUAACUAGUUAGUGAUCCAGUUUAGGUAGCUAUGUUGACAUUGUUUUUUGAGUUGCCAAGAUGGCUGUAGUUUUAGGGUAAUUAGCUAAUAUGAUUGUUCUUAGUAAAAUUCAUAGUAUCUCUGGUUGACGCUUCAAGAUGUUGUGGUCAUAUCAAUUAUCAGAGAGGAAGAAAUGCAGCAAUAACUUACACUAGAAAAUCUUUGACAAUACCCAGUUUUGGUGUUUUUUUAAUAGACUAGCUACAUACCAUCCCAUAGAGCUCUAACCUGUGGUUGGUGUCUAAAGUCACAGAAACAGCCAGGUAGAGCUGUGCCAAGAUGGAUGUCCAGUUGUCCAUCAGCUUCCUGAGGGACAGACUGGGCGGGGCCAUUGAGGAGGCAGUGCGUACAGCAGUGGAGUCUGUGCUGUGUGAGACUGUGCGUCUGUUAACCGGGCUCCAAGGGGACCAGCAGCAUGGACUUUCCUCAGUGACCCAGAGGGACCAGGACACCCUGGGACUGAAGCAGAGGUUAGAGGCCCCCAGCUGGGGGGUGCAGGGUGGGUCUUCAGGGGUAUUCUGUAACACAGGACCGAGGGGUAGUAGUGGGCGCUGCAACACUAAGAAUCCAAUGGGUCAGACCACUUGCUCAACCUCCCAAGCAUCACAAAGGACCACCGUGGAGCCCCAUCCCCAGGAGGUGGUGGAGGACUGUGCUGGACUGCCUGACCCGUUUGACCUUGUGUCGGCUGGGCCAGUGAUGGUGGACUUUGAGGAGGGUCAGGGCAUGGGGAUCCCAGAGGAGUGGGAGCUGAUGAACAGAGUGUACAAGACGGAGCACAAUGAAGACAUGGCCCUUAGUGACGGGGGCGUUACCACUCAAUUUGCAGAUGACCACAGGCUGCAUGAAGGAGACCAGAGGACUGUGGCUGUGCCCCUGGAGGGAGAGAUGGCUGCCAAGCCCCAGGACACAUUGCACCCCUGCUUCAGCCCAGCCAACAUCAAAACAGAGCGACCUGAGAUAGAGAGAUGCUGCAUGGCUGAGGAGGCCCUUGCUCUGCCUCUGCCUCAUCCUGCCAAUAGUGGUGUGGAGGCCGGUGAGUUUGGGCAGGAGCAGGUGGAGGCUGGUCCACAGGACUUUGUAGGUCGCCUGCGCCUGUGGCUGGAGCAGCUGUGUCCUGAGGUGGUCCGGGAGUACGAGAGGGAGGGCUGUCUGUGUGAGCUGUCCCGCAGGAAGCUUAUCAAGUUCUCUGUGUCCUUCAUCGUGGAGGAGUUUGGAUUCUACCCUACCUCUGCUCAGAAGACCAUGCUGGCAGAGCACAUAGUGGAGCUCUUCCCAGGCCUCAGGCUCUGUGCACCCUCUGCUGGCAUCAAUGGCAUAGAACACUUGUACGACCCUUUGUCCCGUACGGGUUACAUUGAGACGCGCCUGCGCAACUCUCGACGCACCCUUGAAGACCACAAGAAGAAGUAUGUGCUGAAGAGGCGUCGGCCAGAGCCAGGCCUGGCGGACCCUCCUGGACCUAGAUCGGGGCCUGGGCUCCUGGAGAGACAGUCCAGCGAGGAGACCCAGAGGUGGAUGGAGCUGAUGAAGAGAACCAGGCCACUGACCAGGAACCUGCCUGCCAUCCACAGUGCUAUGGACCUCACAUUCAACGCACGCAGGAGGUGGAUCAGCAACACACGGCCUAGUGUGAGGGCUGUGUUGGCCGAGUACCCACGUUUUCUUGACGUUCCCGCCACCAUUGACCUGGAGUUUGAGAGGAUGUUCCCAGGUAAAGGCCACUCCUUCCUGGCCCAGUGGUCGUCGUUCGUGUUGCCCAGGGUGUACCAGAUCGCAGAGUGUGAAAAACACCCGGACAUCUCUGCACUUCUCCAACUGGCUGCCACACAGCAAGGAGACUCCUACACCCUGACUAUGCUGAAGGUCCUGAUCUAUGUACUACCACCAACAAACACCAGUAGAGCCUCCUUACCCUCCAGGAGCAGUGUCAGGCAGGCCAUUCGGUAUCUGGUGGACAUUGUACCGAUAGACACCAUGGUGUCCUCCUUAUUCUGUGACCUUACCUCCUUGGAGGGCCCAGAGUCUGUGUCCCACGCUCAGCCCUACAUAUUGAGCGUGGGGCCCCUGGAGGCCCCUGGCCGGCAGCUUUGCAUCGUGUUCCCUGUUGAUAGGAUAGCAAUCCCCCUGCCUCAGGAGGGCCUGAGCAAUGCACUGGACAAGCUAUUCAAGCUUCUGCGUGUGUUUGAACUGGGGUACCCAGAUCAGCUAGCCUCCCUCUAUGGCUUCCUUGAGCACCUGUAUGGGUUGGAGAUGACCCCACAAGAUAACCAUGACUUCCCCAGUGGCAAGGGGUCAAAAGUGCUUGAACUUUUAUCACGGCUCCACAUGCCCUCCUGACAGAAGGCAUAGGUCUACACAAGAAUUGAACUCGCCCCACAGACUUAACUUUUAUUUUUUUGAAUUUUAUUAUAGCCGUCCUUUACAGAACACCUCCUUUACUAUGAUCUGGAUUUGCCCCAAAAUGAAAGUAUGUCAGACUGAACUGAACAAUGCUGAUGGAACACUGGUGUUAUACCUUCAUUAUACAGUACCAGUCAAAAGUUUGGAUGUGUGGUUCCCACUGUGAAACAUGGAGGUGGUGGGAUGGUGUGGGGGUGCUUUGCAGGUGACACUGUCAGUGAUUUAUUUAGAAUUCAAGGCACACUUAACCAGCAUGGCUACCACAGCAUUCUGCAGCGAUACGCCAUCCCAUCUGGUUUGUGCUUAGUGGGACUAUCAUUUGUUUUUCAACAGGCAAUGACCCAACACACCUCCAGUGUUAUUUGACCAAGAAGGAGAGUGAUGUAGUGCUGAAUCAGAUGAGCUGGCCUCCACAAUCACCCGACCUCAACCCAAUUGAGAUGGUUUGGGAUGAGUUGGACCGCAGAGUGAAGGGAAAGCAGCCAACAAGUGCUCAGCAUAUGUGGGAACUCCUUCAAGACUGUUGGAAAAUCUUUCCGCAUGAAGCUGGUUGAGAGAAUGCCAAGUGUGCAAAGUUGUCAAGGCAAAGGGUGGCUACUUUGAAGAAUGUAAAAUAAAAAAAUAUAGAUAUCUUUUUUUGGUUACUACAUGAUUCCAUAUGUGUUAUUUCAUAGUUUUGAAGUCUUCACCAUUAUUCUACAAUGUAGAAAAUAGUAAAAAGAAAGUCAAACCCUUGAGUGAGUAGGUGUUUCCAAACUUUUGAUUGGUACUGUAUAUUCACUGAGUUUCUCAUUGACAAUGCAAAUAUUUGCAUAAAACUAACAUCUUGUAUGAAUUUCCUGUGUGGGGAAAUUAUACUGUAUUUUGUACUUUAGGAUACCUUUUCAGUUUUUGCUCAAUUGCUUUAGUAUUUAACUUGCUCAUGAUACUGUUGUGGUUUACUUUUUUUUAAUUAAAAAGAUCUAUGUUUCACUGUCCAA
Molecule: messenger RNA, 5153 nt
Organism: Salvelinus fontinalis (brook trout)
Lineage: Eukaryota; Metazoa; Chordata; Actinopteri; Salmoniformes; Salmonidae
Exons: 8
Coding region: 2050-4110 (686 amino acids)
Source: RefSeq, a predicted model, not a curated record